Molecule: messenger RNA, 504 nt
Organism: Opisthorchis viverrini
Lineage: Eukaryota; Metazoa; Platyhelminthes; Trematoda; Opisthorchiida; Opisthorchiidae
Exons: 2
Source: RefSeq, a predicted model, not a curated record
AGGUACGGUCAGUUCUCCCUCAUCUCUGCACACAAAGAUCAGGAAGGACACGAGUUCGACUGGAGCGGCGUCUGCAUAUUGGCUCAUGCAAGAACAAAAAACGAACGCGAAUUUAUGGAAGCAUGGUCCUCCACCGAAGAGGCGAUCAACAAACAUAUCCCAGCCACUAAGAGCGAGAGAACUCCAAAAAUGCAAGCCGAUUGCCAAGCUCGGAGAACAGAGCAACAGCCACCUGAUCAACAACCAAUAAACUCACCCGAGCUAGCAAUAUUUCAACAGAACUUUUCAGCAUAUUCAUCGUUGGCGACUCCAGAAUCAAGGACUGUUGGUAUAUACAAAACCGCCGGACACUUCCAAGCUGCGUCAUCACAGUGGCAGGAAACCAUGGGUGCAAUGUUUGGUGGUUGGUCUGUCUGUCGAGCUUGGCAACUGGCCCGUAGACGUUUCGUCACCGAUAAAGAAAACCUCAUCAGAGAACGGCUGGGUGAGAUGGUACCCGGAUGA